AUGUUUGCUGGGAUUGAUUGCUGCGAAGAAUCUUCUUGCUCUGUGGAUGAUGAUGAACAACGAAUUAUUUACGAAAUUUUAGUCAAGCGACAACCAGCUAAAAGACCAUAUGCUGAUAUAAGUGAUUUAAGUUACAGCGAAGACGAAAAGGAGAUACUGAUAAGUGCAUGUGCAGUAUUUCAUAACUACAAGAUGACAUAUAAUAAAGACGAAGGAUAUUGGUACAUGAAAGUACUUUUGAGUAACCAUCGUGAUGCACUAGAUUUAUGUUAUAACUCAACAGGAGAUAGGCUAAAAGAAAUUAACUUUGUUGAUGCAGAACUUAUUAGAAUUGGUUAUUUGUACCAUAAAACCACAAACGUUAAAGAAAUCAUUGAUUAUUACUCAUUAAUACGUGAUUACUUACCAAAUCUUAUAGGAGAACCAGUUUAUCAUACUGGUUUAGGUUUAAUUAAACAUACACUACAACAGUACGAUUCAGCCGUCGAACGUUUACUGAAAGCGUUAGGUAUUUAUGAGCAACGUUUAUCCUUCCCUAAAAAUCUUAAAUAUAUGUUAAUUAUUAUUUAUGACUGUUUAGCUGCAUGUUAUCUGCAGAAAACAAGGUUUUUCGACUCGCUCAAUUAUUACCAUAAAGCGAUGAAAAUUGAUUACCAAUAUUUUCUACUUGAGAAAGAAGCUAUUCUGAUCCAUCCAUAUACAAUUGCAUGCAUGCAUAAAAUUCGAAAUGAUUUCGAUUUAUCCUGGAAUUUAUGCAAAUAUUUGAUUCAACUUGAUCACGCAUCACCUCACGUACAGACCAAUUACGAUUGUGAUAUAAACUGCAUUUUACCAACAAAUUACACAAGGAUAGAAAAUAGUAUUAAUUUCAUUGAUUAUAUUCUUGGAAUAGAUGCUAAACACUAUUACAACACUAUUAUAAACCAGUAUUAUACAUUAGGAAAACUGUGUGUCGAAAACUGUUAUUUUGACUUAGCACAAAAAUCUUUUCAAAAAGGAAUUAAUCUAAUACAUAGUUAUAAAGGAAAACCAAAUUACAUUAAUAGGUGCAAGGGUCUUACAGAAAGGCUUUUAUUAUUAGAGAAAGACUCGUGUCUUCUGUCUUGUUUAAACAGUAUUGAUCUGCGACAAUCAGAAAAUUGUACUGAGUAUUUAUAUUGUGUUGAUGAUGUUAAAUGGCUUUGUCAAUAUCACUAUGUAGAACAGUUUUCGAGUUAUAAAACGUAUGGAAAGGAUUGGGCAAGUGUCCAUCAUUGGCUCAAACAGGAAAAUGACACUAGAGUAGUAAGUGAUACUGACAUAUCCAGUAAAAAUGUAAAAAGGUUUUGUAAUUGUUUAUUGAAAGAAAUGAAUAUUACAAAACUAGUAUUGUGCAAGUGUACUAUUAAUGAUAGUGAUUUCAAUGAACUAAUUGAUACAAUUAACAAUGGCUCAUCUAUUCGAACACUCCACCUAUGUGAAAUGUGUCUUUCUAAUAAACUUCAUGUUCUAUUUACCAGCCGAUUAAGAAACAUUAUAUUAGAGGAUUGUAAAAUCUACGAUCAGGGAACGAACAAAAUUGGUAAGGCGUUGAAAGAAAAUAAAGAUUUAUUAAGUCUUCAGUUACAUCGCCAAGACCUUUCCAAGUAUGCAUAUAUAGGAAUUGCGAAAGCACUUGAAACAAAUACAACAUUAACCCAUCUUGGCCUCUAUCCCACAAAGCUAGAAACUGAAGGUGUAAAACAAUUGUUACAAUCAUUACAAUACAAUUCCAGCUUAAAAUAUUUGUCAUUAAAAAGCUACUAUCCUCAGUCGUCCAAUGGAUGUGAGCUACCAUUGUUCAAUAUGCUAUCAAAGAAUAAAACAUUGGAAAACUUUUCAAUUUCCAGCUCGUUUCGUAUUUUCGACCUUGGCACACAGAAAUUGUUCGAAGGAUUGGAAAACAAUACAGCAUUACUGGAACUUAAUUUUACAAAUACUGGUAGGCUCCGUAACUGUGCCCCAUCAUCAUACAAUAUGUUGUUAACCAAUAAAACAUUGAAAAAUCUCAAAAUGAGCUGCCUUCCUUCCAAUAUUUUCUUACAAAAACUGUUUGAAGGAUUGGAAAACAAUACAGCUUUACUUGAACUUAAGUUGGAGAUAAUGCAUUCAAAAAUAAAUGGAAAUUUUACUUUAUUGAAUGACUGUGCCCCAUUAUUAUUCAAUAUGUUGUUAUCCAAUAAAACAUUGAAAAAUCUUGAAAUGUUCCGAUGUUUUCUUACGAAAAUUGUUCGAAGCUUUAAAAAGCAAUACAACAUUAGCUGA
Molecule: messenger RNA, 2283 nt
Organism: Didymodactylos carnosus
Lineage: Eukaryota; Metazoa; Rotifera; Eurotatoria; Philodinida; Philodinidae
Source: the annotation of a GenBank genome assembly